CAGGAAAUGGUACAGUUGUUACUGUGCAGCUGGAUGUUGCUGAACAACGUUUCUAUGAGCUUGCUGUUGAAUCUCUCUGUUCAGAAUGGCAAAGAACCCUAGUUUUCAGGAAGCUGGUCACCUGCCUACCAGCUACGUCCACUGUAGAUCUUCAGACAGCUUUACUGGCUACCAAUAUCACCAUCCCUCCAAGAUGAGUAACAGCCAUCCGCUUCGUCCGUACACAGCUGUGGGCGAGAUUGACCACGUUCACAUCCUGUCAGAGCAUAUCGGAGCGCUAAUGAACGGGGAAGAAUACAGUGACGUUACCUUUAUUGUAGAAAAGAAACGUUUUCCGGCACACAGAGUGAUCUUGGCUGCUAGGUGCCAUUACUUCAGAGCAUUAUUGUAUGGUGGAAUGAGAGAAUCUCAGCCUGAAGCAGAAAUUCCUCUUCAGGACACCACUGCAGAAGCAUUUACCAUGCUGUUGAAAUAUAUUUACACUGGUCGUGCUACACUACGAGAUGAGAAAGAGGAGGUUCUCCUAGACUUCCUAAGCCUAGCACAUAAAUAUGGGUUCCCAGAACUGGAGGAUUCCACAUCUGAAUAUCUUUGCACAAUACUUAAUAUUCAGAAUGUCUGUAUGACAUUUGAUGUUGCCAGUCUUUAUUCCCUUCCCAAAUUAACUUGUAUGUGCUGUAUGUUCAUGGAUAGAAAUGCCCAAGAGGUGCUCUCCAGCGAAGGCUUCCUAUCACUUUCUAAGGCUGCUCUUCUAAGUAUUGUACUGAGAGACUCAUUUGCAGCUCCUGAGAAGGACAUUUUCCAAGCUUUGAUGAAUUGGUGUAAACAUAACCCCAAGGAAAACCACGCUGAAAUCAUGCAAGCAGUACGUUUGCCACUAAUGAGUCUAACAGAAUUACUAAAUGUUGUAAGACCUUCUGGAUUGUUGUCACCUGAUGCCAUCCUAGAUGCCAUUAAGAUUCGUUCCGAGAGUCGGGACAUGGACCUGAACUACAGGGGCAUGUUAAUACCAGGGGAAAAUAUUGCAACAAUGAAGUAUGGAGCGCAGGUUGUAAAAGGGGAGCUGAAGUCUGCUUUAUUAGAUGGGGAUACGCAGAACUACGACUUGGAUCAUGGCUUCUCUCGACACCCAAUCGAUGAUGACUGCCGUUCUGGAAUUGAAAUUAAACUAGGCCAGCCGUCAAUAAUCAACCACAUACGAAUACUCCUGUGGGACAGAGAUAGUCGGUCCUAUUCCUACUACAUUGAGGUGUCCAUGGAUGAAUUGGACUGGAUUCGGGUUAUCGAUCACUCUAAAUACCUCUGUCGGUCCUGGCAGAACCUGUAUUUUCCUGCCCGUGUCUGCAG
Molecule: messenger RNA, 1347 nt
Organism: Tauraco erythrolophus (red-crested turaco)
Lineage: Eukaryota; Metazoa; Chordata; Aves; Musophagiformes; Musophagidae
Source: RefSeq, a predicted model, not a curated record